AUCGCAGGGGGCGGGGGCGGCGGACCGACGAUGGACACACCCGCUGGCACUGAGCCGGGAGCCAGGCGCGCUACUGCCGGGGAUCCCUGGGGCCCCGGGAGCCGAGCGCCGAGCCGGGCCGGGGGCGCCCCGCCUCCCCCACCCUCCGCCCCCGCCUACUCGGGCGCCCGUGAUUGGCUCCGCCCGCCCCUGGCUGCGCGCCGAAGCCCGCCUCCCUCGCAGCUAAAGCAGACGGUACCCGGAGAGGAGCGAGCCAGAAGGGAGCAUGGUCCCCGCGCCGCGGCCGCGCCAACCCCCGCGCCGCCGCCGCCGUCGCCGCUGUCUCUGCCACCGCCGAUCUAGCCGCAGCUUCAGCCCCGGCCUCGGCUCCGCAGCGCACGUCCGCAGCCCCGGCCAUCGCCGAGCCUAAGCUCAGCCCCCGCCCGGAGCCCGAGCCCCGAGCCCGGAGCCAGCCCCAGCCCCGCGGCCGCCGCGGCUGCGGGGAGAGGGCGGGGGCGAUGCUGCCGGAGCCGCCGCCGCCGCCGCCGCCUCGAUGAGAGCCGCGACGCACCGCGCAUAGCCGCGCAGGCUGACAGGCAGAAGGACUGACUUCCCUCUCCCGGGCAUCCUCCCUGGGCUGCCGGGAGGCGGCGGCGGAGGAGGAGGAGGAGGGAAAGGGGGAGAAGGCGGAGAGCAGGAACGCGAGGAGGUGGACCUGGAUCCGUUUCUCCCGGCCAGGACGCGAGCGGCCCCAGCUACAGCUACCCGCCGGCGCCGUCCCCUAUCCAUCAGCCCUCCUGCACCCAUCCGCGACCCUGGGCUCUCUGCGCGUCGGGCCGGGACCGGAGCGGCGCGGCCGCAGACUGUCUGGCUCCCUCAUUAUGCCCAUGCUCUGCUAAGUGGUGGCCGUCAACGCUUUUGCAUCCUGGGGACGAAUCCUGAGCUCACCAGAGACGGACGGCGCAAGGUCCGGGCUCUGGUUCCCUGUGAGAAACUGCCACGGCCCACCGAGAUGUCCAGGCACCAUAGCCGCUUCGAAAGAGAUUACCGUGUAGGCUGGGACCGCCGUGAGUGGAGUGUCAAUGGGACCCACGGGGCCACCAGUGUCUGCAGUGUCACCUCCGGGGCUGGCGGCGGUACAGCCAGCAGUCUCAGCGCACGACCAGGCCUCCUACCACUGCCCGUGGUGCCCUCCCGGCUACCCACACCCGCCACAGCUCCGGCUCCCUGCACGACGGGCAGCAAUGAAGCCAUCACCAGUCUCGUGGCCAGCUCGGCCUCCGCAGUCACCACCAAGGCUCCCGGCAUCUCCAAAGCCGACAAUCAGUCCCAGGGACUCACGACCAGCAUUCGAUGGGGACAGACACCCAUCAAUCAGUCCACACCCUGGGACACUGAUGAGCCGCCCUCCAAACAGAUGAGAGAGAGCGACAAUCCAGGCACGGGGCCAUGGGUAACCACGGUGGCCGCCGGGAACCAGCCUUCCCUGAUUGCACACUCCUAUGGAGUGACCCAGCCUCCCACCUUCAGCCCGGCUGUGAACGUCCAGGCCCCGGUCAUCGGGGUGACUCCCUCACUGCCUCCCCAUGUGGGGCCCCAGCUCCCGCUGAUGCCGGGCCACUACUCACUCCCACAGCCGCCCGCCCAACCACUGAGCAGUGUGGUGGUGAACAUGCCUGCCCAGGCCCUGUAUGCCAGCCCUCAGCCCCUGGCGGUAUCCACUUUGCCUGGAGUGGGGCAGGUAGCCCGCCCAGGACCCACUGCUGUGGGCAACGGCCACAUGGCAGGGCCCCUGCUGCCUCCACCUCCGCCGGCCCAGCCGUCCGCUGCUCUCCCCAAUAGUGCUCCUGCCACCAAUGGGCCCCCCACAACAGACUCGGCCCAUGGGCUACAAAUGCUACGGACAAUUGGAGUGGGGAAGUAUGAGUUCACCGACCCAGGGCACCCUAAAGACAUGUUGAAGGAACUGAACCAGCAGCGCAGAGCGAAAGCGUUUACAGACCUGAAAAUUGUUGUUGAAGGCAGAGAGUUUGAAGUCCACCAAAAUGUUCUAGCUUCCUGCAGCUUGUAUUUCAAGGACCUGAUUCAAAGGUCAGUGCAGGAUGGCAGCCAGAGCAGCCGGGAGAAGCUGGAGCUGGUGCUCUCGAACCUGCAGGCUGACGUCCUGGAGUCUCUGCUGGAAUUCGUCUACACCGGUUCGCUGGUCAUCGACUCAGCCAAUGCCAAGACUCUGCUCGAGGCUGCCAGCAAGUUCCAAUUUCACACCUUCUGCAAAGUCUGCGUGUCCUUUCUCGAGAAGCAACUGACCGCCAGCAACUGCCUGGGCGUGCUGGCCAUGGCUGAGGCCAUGCAGUGCAGCGAGCUCUACCAUAUGGCCAAGGCCUUUGCGCUGCAGAUCUUCCCAGAGGUGGCCGCCCAAGAGGAGAUCCUCAGCAUCUCUAAGGAUGACUUUAUCGCCUACGUCUCCAAUGACAGUCUCAACACCAAGGCCGAGGAGCUGGUCUAUGAAACUGUCAUCAAGUGGAUCAAGAAGGACCCAGCAGCGAGGGCACAGUAUGCAGCAGAGCUCCUAGCUGCCGUCCGCCUCCCGUUCAUCCACCCCAGCUAUCUGCUCAAUGUGGUGGACAAUGAAGAGCUGAUCAAGUCAUCAGAAGCAUGCCGGGACCUGGUCAACGAGGCUAAGCGCUACCACAUGCUGCCCCAUGCCCGGCAGGAGAUGCAGACACCCCGAACCCGGCCCCGCCUCUCUGCAGGUGUGGCUGAGGUCAUCGUUUUGGUUGGGGGCCGUCAGAUGGUGGGGAUGACCCAGCGCUCACUGGUGGCUGUCACCUGUUGGAAUCCACAGAACAACAAAUGGUACCCCUUGGCUUCUCUACCUUUCUAUGACCGAGAGUUCUUCAGUGUAGUGAGUGCUGGGGACAACAUCUACCUCUCAGGUGGUAUGGAAUCAGGGGUGACGCUGGCUGAUGUCUGGUGCUACAUGUCCCUGUUGGAUAACUGGAACCUGGUCUCCAGAAUGACUGUCCCUCGCUGUCGCCACAAUAGUCUAGUCUACGAUGGAAAGAUUUACACUCUCGGAGGCCUUGGCGUGGCAGGCAACGUGGACCACGUGGAGAGGUAUGACACUAUUACUAACCAAUGGGAGGCAGUAGCCCCUCUGCCCAAGGCAGUACAUUCAGCAGCGGCCACUGUGUGCGGUGGCAAGGUCUACGUGUUCGGUGGAGUCAAUGAGGCAGGCCGAGCCGCGGGUGUCCUUCAGUCCUAUGUGCCACAGACCAACACGUGGAGCUUCAUUGAGUCUCCAAUGAUAGACAACAAGUAUGCACCAGCUGUCACCCUCAAUGGCUUUGUGUUCAUCCUGGGAGGAGCUUACGCCAGAGCCACCACCAUCUACGACCCAGAAAAAGGCAACAUCAAGGCGGGCCCAAAUAUGAAUCACUCUCGCCAGUUCUGCAGUGCUGUGGUGCUUGAUGGUAAAAUUUAUGCAACCGGAGGCAUCGUGAGCAGCGAGGGACCAGCUCUGGGCAACAUGGAAGCCUAUGAGCCAACAACGAACACAUGGACCCUCCUACCCCACAUGCCCUGUCCUGUGUUUAGACAUGGCUGUGUCGUGAUAAAGAAAUAUAUUCAAAGCGGCUGACAUCGGCAGAGAGCCCAGGACAAGCCUAUGGGGCGAGUCUGGUGAGGCAAACGCCACACACCAUGGUUAUCUUCCGACACCAACGAGAGGCCCACAGAACACAAUCAAGAAACUCACUGCGCUAACAUUUCGAAUAUUCUCUACAUUGAAUGUAGAAAAUCAUCCUCGCCUUUUGGGUGAAGCAGGGCACAGCGCUUCGGGCAGCAGGAACCUGAAAAACAGAGCCAGGGCUCGCUGGCCAGCCAAGGCGCUUGCUCUCAACAGGGGGCACUCGCUCUGCCCGGUGCAAUAGUUUCACAUAUUUUUCAACUGGGAGAGAGGCUGUUUUUUUUUUCCUUCUUGCAGAGCAAGCUCAAUCCCUAAACCACCAUAGAUCAAUUAUCCUGUGACAAUAUUGGGCAUCAGGCUCUUUUGGAAUAAGGUCAAAGUGUCCUUAUCACUUUGAUUCCUACUUUCUUUGUUUUUCGUUUUUGUUUUUAACCAAUCUACACUUUCAAGUGGCCGAGAGAAAAAAACGAGGGACGGGGCUGUGCAGCACCAAGGCCUACGAGAGGGCUGGUUGCCACCAGACAGGAGAGAGGGCCAGCUGCAGAGCCAGGGCUGACAGCCGCAGGGAUUGCUGGGAAGAGCCACCUGUCCUUCACGGAUUUUUCUACCAUGUUUUUGCUGCGAAGGGACAUGGUGGGAUGUGCUAGCUUUCUCUUAGCCAGUCUGAAUUAUUUAGAUUUCCGAGGCAUUUUUCUUGAUACACAAAAGGCUAUUUUUAAGUACCGAGAGGAGGAGGCCACAAGAGGGGCAACGCUGUGGGGCUUCCCAGAGCUCUUUGUAGGUAGUGCCAGAGGGGGGCACUGGCUCUCAUUUUUCUAUGUGCAGAAUAGAGGAGCUCUCCUGAGGUGGGCCAUGCCCCCACUUUAUUUUUGGAAAAAGUUAACUCCCAGACAGCCCUGGAAGACUAUGCCUCAUUGAGGCAUUGUCGGGGGGAGGGGGGGGAGAGGGUCUAUUCUAGAAGAAUGUAGUUCUGGCUUCUGACACCAGUCCAGCUCCCUCCGUGAGGUAAAGCUGAGGACCCAGGCCCAGAAAAGGGACUGAGGGAGGGAGGGAGGGAGGGAGAAGAAAUGUCUACAAAGCACAGGAGACUAUUUUUGAUAUUUAUAGCUAUAUAUUCAAGGCACCUGCCGCGAGAGCUCUCAGGAUGGGGACAGCCUUCUUAGACGAGCCAUGACAGCCACGGCCUGAGGGGCACGCCGAGAAACCGCUCUUAUUGUUGCCUUGUUGGAUAGCAACCUGAGAAAAGGGAAGCCAGGAAAAACCUCCCAAUGAGGCUCAGAAGAGAAAGGCCUUCCCAUUAGUCCUUAGACCCUCAAACCUCACCCGGUCCUCAGCUUCCGUUCCAGGGCAGGAAGAAGGCCGCCGCCACCGUGCUGUUUAGUUGAAGUUAGUACCAAAUACACACCAUUUUUCUACCUGGGAAGUCAGCUCGCCAUGACCUCAUAGUAAGAACCAGUGACAGAGAGAAAAAGAGACAGGAUACACUCUCCAUCAUUCAGUAUUGGAUGACACAAAAUUCCAGUCCUAACGACGGGCAUCAACUUCUAGCAUUACAAGUGCGGCUCCCACUUGACAAGAUACCGAGCUUCGUUAUGCAGUUUUUAAUAUUAUUUAUUAUUUAAAAAAAGUAAUAAGCACAAAACUACAUACAUUGUAUGUCAUUUAAAAGUAUUUAUGUCAAACAGGGUGCAAGCGUGAACCCAAGGACUGGAGCACAAAUUUCUAACUGCCUGGGGCAGGGUGAAUGUGAGCAUUGGCGUGCGUCUGCCUCCAAGGGAGGUGCUAGUGGUGAAGAGGACUCCGCGGAGGACACUGAGAUUCCGUUUCUCUCCUCAUCGAUCACACUGGAGCAAACUGGCUAUUUCUGUGAAUGACAUAAAACAGGGUUCUCUGUAAUGGUAUUGUAUAUAGUAUAUGUUUAUUGUUAAGUUGUUAUAUUAUAAUAAAUAUAUUUAUAGAUCUAGACUGGGAAGCUGAUGCAAUGUCUUUGUGUGCCACCGCCUUUGCCUCAGUGACACCACACCCCGGCACAAGCCUGCCAUUCCUCUUG
Microtus oregoni (creeping vole) is the source of this 5717-nucleotide messenger RNA. It is a transcript of the gene Klhl29, whose product is annotated as kelch like family member 29. The coding region runs from base 992 to 3619 and encodes 875 amino acids. Lineage: Eukaryota; Metazoa; Chordata; Mammalia; Rodentia; Cricetidae. Gene Ontology annotation, molecular function: protein binding. The transcript is spliced from 14 exons. The record is from RefSeq and is a predicted model, not a curated record.